UUCUGGCACGAAAAGAUCAUGUGGUCUCCCAGGCAGAAGCUACCUUUCGCCUCCCCGCACCUGACGACGAUGCACCUCCGGGGGGUCAUUCUCGACCACGGCAGCCUCGAUUUGCCGAAGCUUCUCCACCUCAGUCUCAGAGCCUGCCGCCUCAAUGCCGACGCCAUCGUGUCGCCCUUGCUGAAGCGCCUCCAUAUCAUGGACUGCGAAUCAGGAUCACCGAUCAGGAUUUCCACCCCGAGCCUCCGUCAUCUGCAGCUAUCCGGUGACCACCAGGGCUUCUGUACUGCACCGUCGUCUCUCGACACCAUGCCUUGCUUAACCAAUGCAAUCAUCCAGCUUACUGACUUAAUCUUGGGUGGCGUUGGUGAUGGCAGUGGCGCCGGCCGCUCUUUGAUUCUCCAUGGCUUAUCGGAAGCCACCAGCCUGCAGCUCAUAGCUACGAUGAACGAUGGAAGGACAAUCUUCCUAAGGGAUUUGGCAUGGUGCCCUACAUUCCCAAAGUUAAAGACCUUGAUACUUAAUGAGUGGUGUGUGUAUGAUGAUGUAAGUGCCAUUGAGUGCCUUCUACGGCACACGCCAAGAUUGGAGAGCCUCAUUCUGCAACUUAAUUUUAAGAACUGCCCUACACUCCAGGUGGAAGGAGAAGGAAAUGAUAAUACAUCAGAACAGUCUAUUCUUAACUUUGAGCACAUUAAGACAGUGGAGAUCAGGAACCGUCCACCUUAUUAUUACGAACCGGUGGUAUAUUUUGACACAAGGAUUGAUGAAGUUUUUAAACUGUUCAGUGACUUGGGCAUACCUAGCAGUAAGAUCAGUAUCAACUACAAUACUGAAGGAAAAUAGAAAAUAUUCAAGUGCUAGCUUCGGUUGGGUUCAAACAGCCAAGCUUAAUUAAUCAGAGAUGGGCGGUAGAGGAAAUUAUGGAUGCGAGUGAUAGCCAACAAGUUAAGCAAUAUAGAGAAUAUUUUUUUUUCAGCAAGAAAUUUUGUGAUGUCCGCUCAUACCGUGCGUGCAUUUUUUUUCCUUUUAUGGUCGUACUAAGCAAUUAUUCCUUAAA
This is a messenger RNA of Lolium perenne, 1060 nucleotides long. Lineage: Eukaryota; Viridiplantae; Streptophyta; Magnoliopsida; Poales; Poaceae. The record is from RefSeq and is a predicted model, not a curated record.